This is a messenger RNA of Rhagoletis zephyria (snowberry fruit fly), 1606 nucleotides long. RefSeq names its product WW domain-binding protein 4. Gene Ontology annotation, cellular component: precatalytic spliceosome; nucleus. Gene Ontology annotation, biological process: mRNA splicing, via spliceosome. Lineage: Eukaryota; Metazoa; Arthropoda; Insecta; Diptera; Tephritidae. The record is from RefSeq and is a predicted model, not a curated record. Gene Ontology annotation, molecular function: RNA binding; zinc ion binding; protein binding.
GUUUACAAACAAUUUACAGGCAAAAGUUUAUGAAAAAUGGCUGAUUAUUGGAAGUCAAAUGAUCGUAAAUAUUGUGAUUUCUGCAAAUGUUGGAUAAGCGAUAAUAAAGCGAGUAUUGCCUUCCACGAAAGUGGGAAGCGUCACAAACAGAAUGUGGCCAACCGCAUAACGGACAUCAGCCGCAACAGCGAGAAAGCUGAGCGUGAGCGCAAAAAAAUGGAUGCCGAGAUCCGGAAAAUGGAAGAAGCGGCUAUGCGCUCAUAUGCCCAAGACAUACAUGGUGGUAGAGAUUUUACGGCGCGCACUAUCAACGCUGUACUGGAUGCCUCCAACACGGCAGGCACAUCAGCUCGGUCAACAUCGGCAGUUGUCUGCCGUGGAAAACAAGUGGAUCCAGUACGUUUGCCAGGCAAUUCAGAUGAUGAAGACGAAGAUGGCAAAAGAGUGCUGGUGCAAAAGGUUGCACCGGAGAGCAUACCAAACGCCUCACUUUGGGUAGAAGGUGUAUCUGAUGAGGGUUAUACCUAUUAUUGGAAUGUGAAAACGAACGAGUCCGUGUGGGAUCCACCCAAAGAGGGGUAUCUCUCCUAUGCUGAAUAUCAACGUAUCAAUGAAUUAGCAUUGAAAAAGCAGGAAAUGGAGCAUGCUACGGAGGCCAAAAAAUUUCGUGAGAAUGUUAAUGAGGAAGUAGCACGCUACAAUCGCGAACGGUUGAAAAUGUUUCGAAAACCUGAGACACCAAAAGAGGCGCAGAAACGGCGCGAAGAAAAGGAAGCGUACAAGACUCAGGACGAGGCAGCUGCACCGACAAUCGGUGCAUGGCAAGUGGUGGAGCAUAAACCACCUCCGAAACCAGUAGACUUGGAACUGCCCAAGGUUGAGAGCCACUAUGUGCCACCCGUAGUGUCUGAAAUUCCAGCUGAGCCUCCUGUAAAGCGAUUUAAAGAGAAAACUAUUGUUUCAUUAGAUCCAACAAUAGCAAUUGAUGUGCCUACCUCAUUCAAUAAACGAAAAUUCGCCGCAAAAGCUAACCAGCGCCAACGUCUCGAUGUUGAUUAACCAGCGCGAAAGCAUUUUCUUUAUUGAUUAAGUUAAUUAAGUUUAGUGUAAAUUGACUAUGAAAAUACUAACAUUGCAUACGGUCUCACUAUACCCCGCGUUUGCAUUUAGACCGUAAAUCGUGGAAAAAUUAAGACAUUAUUGUGUACAAAUAAUUAAAGGCAGAUGUGCGGUAUGCCGAUUCGCAUUUGUCUAUGUGCAAUUAAUGGAUGUAACGUGGGCGCAUAGUGAAUCCUAGAUGGGGCGAUUCAUUGUCGCCGACGUAAGCGUUCGGCAUGGCUGUUGUGCAUAUGGACACAUAUAAAUAAAUAUAUAUACUUGCAUGGAUGUGAAUAUAAACAUAAUUAAAUAUUUUCCCAGCUAAUUUAUGUGCACAUCUAUCUUUAAGGGAAAUGUUGCCUUUGUCGCAGAUCAUGUAAAUAUUUAUGAAGCUGAAAAUAUUGGCAAUGAUUUAAGAAAAGAGGAAGUGAAACCAAAAGAAACGAGCCAUUUUUUUUCAACUGAGGAUGGAAGCAACGCAUAAUAAAAUAAUUACAAAAAUAUAAAA